Messenger RNA from Haemonchus placei, 1665 nucleotides. The record is from the annotation of a GenBank genome assembly. Lineage: Eukaryota; Metazoa; Nematoda; Chromadorea; Rhabditida; Trichostrongylidae.
AUCUUGGCCAUCUUCAACAUUUGCAGUCGUAUCACCGGGUUUUUGGAAUUACCCGGAUCACGCCGUGUCAUUAACGUAUCAAGAGACCAGACAGCUUCAAUUAUAGAAUCGGAAACGAGAGAAGUUUUGAAAGUUUUUCCUUUAUUUGAAGCUAUUGAGUCUGCCGUCCUAGUACACAAUGGUAAUAUGGUUACCGUUGGUGAAGAGGGAACAUUGAAAGAAUGGUCAAUCAAGUCUGCUCGACUUCUUCGAUCGAAGAAAAUAUCAGGGGCCCGACUGGAUUCUAUGAUGUAUAACCCUAUUCGUAAUCAGCUACUAAUAACAUCUGCUGAGGAAAAUAUUUUUCUCGUUGCUUUUGAUGAGCUAUCACUUAAACGGCAAAUUGUUGGAUUCCACGAUGAAGUUUAUUCUUGUUGCUUUGUUGGAAAAGAUGAGUCGCAUUUGGCGGUCGCUUCCAAUACCAAAGAAAUACGGUUAUACGAUACUGCUACGUGGGACUGCCAGUUAGUUGAAGGUCACAGUGAAAGUGUACUACAUGUUACGGCCGCUCCUUUCAAUCGUAAUCUGUUAGCAUCUUGCAGUAAGGAUAACUCGAUCAUCGUAUGGAAAUUCGUCUGUGAGUUCAAACUCAACUUAUCUUGUCGAUUGGAAGCGAUUGCACGAGCGACUGGGCAUACCAAUUCUGUCAAUGCUUUGUGCUUUUCCCACUCUGGUAAACGGCCUUUUUUAAUAUCGGUAUCGACGGAUACGACGAUCAAGUUAUGGUCUCUGAUUGACCUCGAUCAGGACGCCAAAGGGGACUCGAAUUUGGACAAUUUGAGCUGUUCCUCUACUCUGGUUGCCCAUGGAAAAGAUGUGAACUGUGUUGAUAUCUCACUCACAGACUCUGUCUGCAUAAGCGGAGGAAUGGAUAAAUUGGUGAAGUUGUGGCACGUUGACUCUGCUAAAAUGAGGCUUGGCAUUGCGGGUACAUUAUCGGGUCAUCGAAGAGGUGUUGGAGAUGCGAGAUUUUCACCUAGUUCACUGAAGGCUGCUUCAUCCAGCGGCGACAUGACUAUCAAAAUUUGGUCUCUUGAGGACAAAACUUGCUUGCAAACCUUGAAUGGACACAACUCAGCUGUUUUUAGAGUUCUCUUUGUUAACCAUGGAACACAACUAGUAUCUGCGGAUAGCGCUGGAAUCGUCAAAAUCUGGACACUGGCUACUUCUGAAGCGGAAACUUCUAUUGAAGCACACAGUGAUAAGAUUUGGACGCUGUUGGUGAACAGUGAUGAAAGCGAAUAUGUAACUGCUGGUACGGAUGGACGAAUUGUUAUGUGGAAAGACGUCUCCGAUGAGCGACGAUUGGAACAGGAAGCUAAAGUCAGGAAGCAGCUUGAGGAAGAACAGACCCUGAGUAAUCUGCUGGAUCAGAAUCGUCUUCAAGAAGCCUUGGAAUUUGCUCUUGGUUUGGCUCGACCUUUCUGCGCAUUAAAGGUUAUCGACCAACUAAUUGAUCGUGAUGAGUUGAUGCCCGCUUUAACGAGAUUGGAUAAGCAGAAAAUUCAGACCUUGUUAGACUUUGUAACACAAUGGAACACCAACAGUCGAACAUCCCUGGUAGGCGGUGAUCAGUUUGGACAUUACUUGCAGAUUUUUUCAGCAUUUCAAAGUCAAACUCGUUGA